Messenger RNA from Penicillium coprophilum, 795 nucleotides. RefSeq lists its product as uncharacterized. NCBI's taxonomy places the organism in Eukaryota, Fungi, Ascomycota, Eurotiomycetes, Eurotiales, Aspergillaceae. Bases 1 to 795 code for a protein of 264 amino acids. The transcript has a single exon. The record is from RefSeq and is a predicted model, not a curated record.
AUGACUCCAUCUCUUCCACCACAGUACGAAAUUCGUGUUCUUGGACCAGAACAUGAGGAAUGGGCUCGAGCAAUUUGCAUUCAAACAAAUCUAUUCCACUCCCCGCUCUGGCCAGUUGUUUAUCCUGAGAACAAAACCCACCGGGCCUAUGAGACAUUCCAACGCUCGCACUAUUUAAUUAAACAUCAGAUCGAUUCAGGAAAGUCACUCGGUAUCUUCGAUAAAGAAUAUCAGUUUAAACGACCCGAAUCUGCAGCCACAGGUGGCAAGCUGUACUGGAACCUGGAUGACGAGAAUGCAACCGAAAGUGAGCUUGCAGACCAAAUGGACUUCCCACUAGUCUCGAUCGCCAUGGCCUACGAUGGCAUUGACGCGCUAGACAUGUCUCAGAUAGAACCUCUGGUAGCAGCACUGCCCUUGUUCGGAACGCUCUAUCAUGCCCUCGAGGAGCGAGACCAGCGCGAUCCUGCAUCAUGGAAACCCACAGCCCGCGGACAGGUACUUAUGCGCAACGCAACCAACACGCUCCAAUCUCAUUCUGGCCGUGGACUUAUGAGACUGCUGGCUGAAGAGAUGAUGAGACGUUCAGCAGCUGAAGGAUACCGGGGUAUCCAGAUUGAGAGUGUUUCUGAGGCUGUGCAAAAGGUGUGGUCAAAACCACCGGCGCCCUUUAAGGGAACUAUCAUUUCGCAAAUUCACACAACGACAUUCGAAGAAAAGAACGAGGAAGGGGAAGUCGUGUAUCCGUUGCGACCUGCGAAUGUGAAUAUUACCAAGAUUUGGGUCGACCUCUAG